AUAUAAUUUUUUGUAACAUCAAUAUUCGAAUAAAGAAUGCGCGAGAAAUGGCAGAUAAAAAGAGAAGCAAAUGCUAGCUUUCGAAUUCUUUUUAUCUGUCUUGUAUCUUUCACGCGUAUAUCGUUUCUUUCGAUCAUAAUUGCAAAGAUACGGGAGAAAAAUGACAUGAAAUAAAAAAGAUAUACAUUAUACAUCCGCUUGUUCCCAUUUGACAAAUGUAUCAUGAAAUAUUCUGCUUAUGAAAUACUUCCGACUUCCGACCUUUAGGCUCGACUCGCGCGUCAAAUGUCAAAUUAUCUUGAACCUUGAAGUUCGCAAUUAAUAAAUGAAUGAGUAAAUCAUAGAUUCGAGAAGCGAGCAAGAUAGGCAGCAUUCCCAGGUAGGACACACAUAGAGACAAUGUCACACGAUUGGCUAUCGAAUAGAAAAAUUUUCGGGACUAAAAAUUCUCUAUUCGAUAACCAAUUACGUGACAUUGUGUCUACCUGCGUUUUCUUGCUGGAGACCUCUUGAUAUUGCAUUCGCCAUGCAUGAAACCAUAUGUCAACAUUGCAUUUUAAUCUCACUUUCAUUGUAAUAUCCCCGGCAGCCCCGGAUCCGGAUCGCUUUAUCGCUUAUCGCGACACAUUAUACGUCAUGACGAUAGAAACUGAUGUUUCCGCGUUAUGCAUCGACGUAGCAAAGGUGAAAUCAUUGGCUGGAGAAUCGCGGAAAUCCGAAUGUAACAAUGCGCGCGAUGCCGAUCCAGGAGGUUGGACCCCAUUAUUGGUAUUGGGUGGUGCCACUUGCUGUCUGGGAUCAGCAUUACCAGCAGGAUAUAACAUAGGUGUUAUGAAUAAUCCUGCUGAUCUUAUGAAAUCCUUCUGCAAUGAUAGCAUCAGGGAAAGAUAUAAUGUACAAUUGUCCAACCGUGAGCUGCAGAUAUUCUGGUCCGCCAUAGUAUCAAUUUUUCUAAUCGGUGGUGUAUCUGGAUCUUUAAUCGCUAGCUGGCUAAGCGAUCGGUUCGGACGGAAAGGUGCCCUGAGUAUUGGCAAUAUCUGUGGAAUUGUAGGAGCUAUUCUGUUCUUGCUUGUACGACACGUGAACUCGGUCGAAUUUUUUCUUAUUGCCCGAGUGAUCGUUGGACUUUCCGGUGGUCUAGCCACUUCCUUGCUUCCGAUGUACAUGACAGAAAUAGCGCCUUUAAAAUUACGGGGUGCUGUUGGGGUUUUAUGUCAAUUAGGCAUUACCUCCGGCGUGCUGAUGGGUCAAGUCGCUGGGCUAAAAACUGUCCUGGGUACUCCUGAAUCCUGGCACAUCAUGUUAGCGUCUUUCUCACCACUAUGUGUCGCUGCACUGUUAGUGACUAUCGCUUUGCCGGAAAGUCCAAAGUAUUUAUACAUAAUCAGGGGAGAACAGGGGAAGGCUCUUAAAGCACUCAGGCGAUUGCGCAAUAUGGAUAUAAUGCUUUUACAAAACGAGAUUACUAGUUUGCAACAAGAACUGGCGAUGAGAACUACAACCGAGAAAUGGAGUAUCCAGCGCGUACUAAAAGAGCCGACCGUGAGACUGCCGUUGUUUCUAGUGUGCCUAUUGCAAUCCGGCCAGCAACUCUCCGGCAUUAACGCAGUUUUUUAUUAUUCGAAUUCAAUAUUUCUCGGAGCUGGUCUCGGAAUUACCGGUGCUCAGUACGCGACUCUAGGCACAGGCGUCGCAAACAUUCUCAUGGCAAUUAUCUCUGUGCCGAUAAUGUCCUUAUUCAGUAGAAGGAAAGUACUGUUUCUAAGCUGUUAUCUAUGCAUGGGAUGCCUUAUAGCUCUAUGCAUCUUUAUUAUACUAAUUCAAACAGCUCCGGUCAUGCCAGUGUUUUGUACCGUCGCGGUACUCGCGUACGUUGCAUUUUACGGUAUCGGUCUCGGUCCGAUACCGUUUUUCAUCGGUUCCGAACUAUUCGACGUCGGUCCUAGAUCUGCCGCUAUGUCAUUAGGUAGCAUGUUUAAUUGGGGAGGAAAUUUCGUCGUCGGCAUGCUAUUUCCUUUGCUACAAGCCGCGAUCGGCCCGUGCGUUUUCCUAAUCUUCGCUGGAGUCACAUUGAUCUUAGCGCAAGUCAACCGAGUCUAUUUGCCCGAAACACAAGGUCGAAGCACAACGAAUAUAGCGGCAGCCAUGACUCGAGGUUUUAAAUCGAGACCGAAUGCAACGCUGGCUACGUAAAUCUCUAACACUUAACUAACACGUAACUUGAUAAGUAUUUUUACAUAACGGUUAGGUACUUUUUAUACGGUUUUUUAACAGAAUCGUCAAAUCAUCACGAUACGAAUGAUAUUCGCGCAUUAUUCUCAUUCAAUCUCACGUCAAACAAUCUGUAAAUAAUUCUUCCCGAUGACUAUAUCCCGGGACUAUAUAUAACUUAUUUGAGCAAGAGCCAAGUAUGUGUUUUGCAAAGAAAUUUUAUACAUAUGGCUAUUUGUACAUAUUCUCUAGUCUUGAAUAUUGAAAAUAAUAGCAUAAAAUGAUAUCUUAUACAUGUGAUGAGACGAUUAGAAUACAUGGCUAAGAUUUUUACAUUUAUACAUCUCGACGUACAUGCGUCUACAAUUAUAAAUUUUAUAUUGCAAUCACGAUAUUAAAAGGAAUCACUGCCCAAUUAUGACAUCGAUUUAUUCCAAACAGAUCUGCAAUAUUUAAUGUUCUGUAUUCUUGAAAGAUCUUAUUUACAAAAUUCUUAUUUCUGUUGUAUCUAGAGUAAAUAUAUAAUUUAUUUUUUCCAAAA
Formica exsecta is the source of this 2752-nucleotide messenger RNA. RefSeq names its product solute carrier family 2, facilitated glucose transporter member 7-like. Gene Ontology annotation, molecular function: hexose transmembrane transporter activity. Gene Ontology annotation, biological process: monosaccharide transmembrane transport. The transcript has 8 exons. NCBI's taxonomy places the organism in Eukaryota, Metazoa, Arthropoda, Insecta, Hymenoptera, Formicidae. The record is from RefSeq and is a predicted model, not a curated record. The coding region runs from base 541 to 2193 and encodes 550 amino acids. Gene Ontology annotation, cellular component: membrane.